AUGGAAAUUCCUCCGCAUCGAACAUGGAUGUAUAAUAGGCUUCUCCCUGGCCGGAGUGCACAUACAUAUGAAUUUUUAAAAGGUGUCGAAGAGUUUAUAAACUUCGCUUGUCAACAGAAAGAGUAUUUGAAGAAUGGUGUAAUAAGAUGUCCAUGUAAGUUGUGCAAAAAUGAGGACCACCUCAUCCCAGAUGAGGCAAACACUCAUAUUUACCAACAUGGGUUUGCACCAGAAUAUUGGAAUUGGACCUGCCAUGGAGAGAUAAUCCCUCACAUCAAUGAUAGUGAUGAUGAUGAUAUAGAUAUGGUUGCACCUUGUAGUAAUAGUCAACAGUGGAGUUAUGAACAUGUUCAUAGAUAUCAAGACAUGGUGUUUGAUGUUGCCAGUUUUAAUCGCGAACAACAUUUUAUACAACAAGAAGAGGAACCUCCAAAUAUGGAAGCAAAAUUAUUUUAUGACAUGUUGAAUUCAACUCAACAACCACUGUGGCCGGGAUGUAAAAACACAACUGAGUUAUCUGCUGCUAUUAAGAUGUUGAGUUUAAAAUCUAAACACAAUAUGUCACAAGCAUGUUUCGAUGACAUGGUCAAGUUUAUGAAGGAAUCAAGUCACCUAGAGAAUGUAAUUCCCUCUAACUUUAGGGAAACAAAAAAACUUGUGUCUGGACUCGGUUUAUCAAAGAUAAAGAUUGAUUGUUGCAUUGGUGGGUGUAUGUUGUAUUACAAAGAGGACAUAAAUUUGAAUGAGUGCAAGUUUUGCAAUGAGCCUCGAUACAAAACAUGUAUUCUGCGUAAGCGUAAGCGAAACUCUAAAGAUGUUCCUCGCAAGAGAUUGCAUUACUUGCCUUUAAUCCCUCGCCUUCAAAGAUUAUAUGCUUCGGCGAGAUCCGUAGAGCACAUGAGGUGGCACUAUGAACAUCGUAGGGAAGAAGGCGUGUUGUGUCAUCCUUCAGAUGGGGAAGCUUGGAAACACUUUGACCAAGUAUAUCCUGCAUUUUCUUCGGAACCUAGAAAUGUUAGACUUGGUUUGUGUGCUGAUGGCUUUACCCCUUUUGGCCAAUAUGCAAAACCAUAUUCUUGUUGGCCAGUAAUUGUCACACCAUAUAACCUACCUCCUGAGCUAUGUAUGAUGAUGCCUUAUAUGUUCUUGACCUUGAUCAUUCCAGGUCCAGACAAUCCAAAAGGUAAAAUUGACGUGUACUUACAACCGUUGAUAGACGAAUUGCAACAAUUGUGGAAUGAUGGUGUAGUAACAUAUGAUGCAUCAAAGAAGCAAAAUUUUUGA
Messenger RNA from Lathyrus sativus (Indian pea), 1284 nucleotides. Lineage: Eukaryota; Viridiplantae; Streptophyta; Magnoliopsida; Fabales; Fabaceae. The record is from the annotation of a GenBank genome assembly.